UUCUCACAAUAUCAGCCUCCCAGAGUGGCUUCCAUUUUCCUUCUUUUUCUCUGCAACCAGAGCCAGUGAUUCAAACUCAAAACUCAUUCUCAACGCAACAAAAAAUCAUCCGUCUUACUUCCUCUUUCUCCGUUAAUCUCCUGCACAAUGGUCGUCAACUUUCAACCUUCUUCCUCCUCCUCCUCCUCCGUCUUCAAAUCUCUCUGCCUUUGCACGUUUCUCGUCGUCGUCGUCUUCCCCAGUACUGUGGCUUCUUCUUCUUCUUCUUCUGGUUCUGGGGCUGGCUGUUCAUGUGACCUCUCAAAAGCUACGAACAGGGACGAUGAUGCAAGUGAAGUUCUCAGAUACAAACUCGGCUCCAUAGCUUCCGUUCUGAUCGCCGGUGGUCUUGGAGUGGGCCUUCCAUUGCUGAGCAAGAAGAUCCCAACUCUGAGACCUGAAAAUGACAUGUUCUUCAUGGUGAAAGCUUUCGCCGCCGGAGUGAUCCUAGCCACUGGGUUCGUUCACAUACUUCCUGAGGCAUUCGAGACCUUGAAUUCGCCAUGUUUAACAGACAAUCCUUGGCACAAGUUUCCCUUCACUGGGUUCGUCGCCAUGCUGUCCUCAAUAGGAACAUUAAUGGUGGAUUCUCUGGCAACUGGGUAUUACAAAAGACGACAUUUCAGCUCAAAACAAGUUCCUACUGAUGAAGAGGAGGGAGAUCAUCAUCAUCAUCAUCACGAACAUGCUGAUCAUAUUCAUGUUCACACUCAUGCGACGCACGGUCAUGCUCACGGAUCAGCACAAGAGAACCCUGAAACAUCAGAGUUAACCAGGCACAGAAUCAUCUCACAAGUGUUGGAGAUGGGAAUAGUGGUGCAUUCAGUGAUCAUUGGAAUCUCUUUGGGUGCUGCUGGCAGCAUUGAUGCUAUAAAGACUCUCUUAGUGGCCCUCUCUUUCCAUCAGUUCUUUGAAGGCAUGGGCCUUGGUGGUUGUAUUUCUCAGGCCAAGUUCAAGUCAAGGGCGACAGCAAUAAUGGCAUCAUUUUUCUCCCUAACAACACCAAUUGGGAUAGCAAUAGGGAUGGGAAUUUCAAGUGUGUAUGAAGAGAACAGUUCAACUUCUUUGAUAGUAGAAGGCAUUUUCAAUUCAGCUUCGGCUGGCAUCUUAAUCUAUAUGGCUCUGGUUGAUCUUCUUGCUGCUGAUUUUAUGAGCCCUAAGCUUCACAGCAACCCGAAGCUCCAUCUUGGAGCUAACAUCUCUCUUCUUUUUGGCUCUGCCUCCAUGUCUCUCUUGGCUAAAUGGGCUUAACACCUUCUUCUUCAUCUGAUGAGAUCAUUAAUUUUUCUGGUCUCUGCUUCAAUCCCAUCAAAAUGAUUGUGUUGAUGGUUUCUAAUAAAAAACCAAUUAACACACAUUUUGCUUCUGAGAUAAAAUGUUAUAUUUUUAGUUUCAAUAUCCAAGGAUGAUUUGUUUGCUUAGCC
Molecule: messenger RNA, 1463 nt
Organism: Neltuma alba
Lineage: Eukaryota; Viridiplantae; Streptophyta; Magnoliopsida; Fabales; Fabaceae
Product: zinc transporter 1-like
Exons: 3
Coding region: 148-1290 (380 amino acids)
Biological process (GO): zinc ion transmembrane transport
Cellular component (GO): plasma membrane
Molecular function (GO): zinc ion transmembrane transporter activity
Source: RefSeq, a predicted model, not a curated record